This is a messenger RNA of Schistosoma curassoni, 2407 nucleotides long. NCBI's taxonomy places the organism in Eukaryota, Metazoa, Platyhelminthes, Trematoda, Strigeidida, Schistosomatidae. The record is from the annotation of a GenBank genome assembly.
AUGCCACCGUCUAUAGCUUAUAUUAAUCCAGAAGAACCUUUAUUAAUACCUUGUUAUGCAAAAGCCAAUCCAGAACCAAGGUAUUAUUGGACAUUGAAUGGAAAACAAGCCAACUGGAUUAAGCCAUACAAUACAAUGUUAUCAAAGAAAUUAACACAUUCCAAUGAUUCAUAUCAUUUACAUUCUAUGGAUGAAUCAGGUUUAUGGUAUUUUGGUAUUCAACGAAUAUCAAAUCAUUUGAUAGCUGGAUUAUAUCAAUGUAUUGCUAUUAAUCCAUUUGGUAAAGCUUUAUCAAUUCCAUUGAAAUUAGAAGUGGCAAGAAUUGGUACAUUUCAAGAUCUUAAUCCAAAACUAAUUCAUAUAAAACCGAAUGAAACCAAAAUCUUAAAUUGUUCCGCAACAAAAAGUAUACCAACUGCUAAAAUCCAAUGGAUGGUCAAAGAUGAUGAAGAUGGUUCAAUAAAUUUUAUACAUGAAGAUCGUAAUCAUAUUAUUGAUGAUGAUGGUAAUCUACAUUUAUUCAAUAUAAACUCAUUCACUAAAAGAAAUCUUACCUAUACAUGUGUUAUUAAUCAUUUAAUUCUACAUACUAUGAAAACUGGCCCAGAUAUAAAACUUCUAUUUGAUUCAAAUACCUUAGCAACAAAUGAACAUGUGAAUAAAGAAUUAACUAAAAUUAAAAAGAGAAGUAUCCUUUAUCAUUCAUCUAUACAACAAAUUGUUUUAUUGAAUGAAUCUUUAUCUAUAAAAUGCGUAAUACAUGGUAAUCCUUUACCAAAUAUUCAUUGGGAAUUUAUGAUGGCACAUCAGAUUGAUUCAAAUGGAGAUUCGCAUCAAUAUAAAGAUGUUAAAUUGCUUCCAGAAAAGUAUGGAAUCAAAUUAAAAAAUCAUGGAAUGGAAUUAUACAUUCCAACAGUUCAAAUGAUUAAUCAUGGUAGUUAUCGAUGUAGUACAAUUAAUAUGGAUUAUAUGAUCUCAACAUAUGAUCCACAUGUUAUAUUCAAUGUUACUGUUGAAAGUAAACCCCAUUUUGCUGAAUAUCCUAAAAAUACUAUUUUACCAGAGAAUAGUAGUAUUGUACUACAUUGUAGUAUUAAUGAAGAAAUUACAAAACCAUUAGCAACAUUAAAUUGGUUAAUGAAUGGUGAACCGAUUGAGAAAUAUUUAAAUGGUUUACGUAAAAUUGGUCGAAAUAAUGCUUUAUAUUUAUACAAUUUAACUGUACAUGAUUCAGCUGUUUAUCAAUGUAUUCUUCAUAAUAUCCAUGGUAUUAAUAUAAUCAAUGCAUAUAUUCAUAUAUGGAAUCAACCACCAGCAUUUAUUAAUGUGAUCCAUGGUAUACAAUAUAUGAUUGAAGGACAACAAUUGAUAUUACCAUGUGAAACAUUUGGUUCACCUCAUGCAAUAAUUCAUUGGUAUCAUAAUAAUAAACAAUUAAAUACAAUUGAUCAUAUUAUGAAAGAUGAUUACAUCAUAGAAACGAAUGCAUAUUUUCAAACAAAUCGUAAAUGGUUAAAUGUUCUAGCUGAAGUUGUAUUUCUUCUGAUAGCUGUGUAAAAUCAUGAUUUUGAACGGUAUAGUAAGUGAGAGGCCAAAAAAAACUAGUUGUUAGCGGAACAUACACUGGAUUAAAGUAUACUCAAUGGAAGAUUGCUUUGAUGCACGCUGAUUGGCUAAUUCUUAUCCAAUCAGCGUUAGCCAAACUUAGUGAACACUCGAGAAAUCUUCUCAUGUGAAAAACUAUAAAUAUACUAACGUUUUCCCUAUUGCACUUACUUGCUUCUUGCUUCCAUCUAACCUUGUUAUUUGGAAUAUAAUCCCCUUCCUGUUCAACUGUGUUCUGAUUUGGGGACUUUGUCGAGUGAUUUAGUGUCCAAGAAUACUAACCACUAGGAAUAGCUGGGUUAUAACCGUAAGAGAGAGAAAUAUAACACUCGUCAUAGAUGUAGAUUAUUUUAUGGACUUUUCAAAAGUAAAAUUGCAUUGAAUCAAAAAGCUGAAUGUACUUUCAUCUUAGAGUUGAUUUUACUACAGAAUUCAUCAAUAUAUAAUGAGUCUCAUACAAAAUGAAAUACAUGUCCUGGAUCUCAUUGUUAGCCACGUUUCAUCUAUUCCAAAGAAAGGCUAUAUUGAGACAAUCCGCACAGAAUUCACAUAUACACCAACUAAAACUGUCUGAAACUAAGUCAAAUUACAAACAAUGAGAUAUUCUAGAUUGUUAGAUAUUAGAUUGAAAUAUCAUUAUUAUGCAUAGUCAACUUGAUAAUAGUAAUGUCAGUUUUGAGUGUUUGGAACAUUUAAACUUAUCAUCUGGUUCAAUAAUUGGGAUAGUUUCAAUAUUCAUUAUUAUCUACUAAGUUUAAAGUUAAUAGACUUUGUGUUUUUCAACUAUCUUCAUCAAGUGGGA